This is a messenger RNA of Carassius carassius (crucian carp), 5581 nucleotides long. Its product is annotated as diacylglycerol kinase eta-like. Gene Ontology annotation, biological process: intracellular signal transduction; lipid phosphorylation; diacylglycerol metabolic process. The record is from RefSeq and is a predicted model, not a curated record. Gene Ontology annotation, molecular function: protein binding; ATP-dependent diacylglycerol kinase activity. The transcript is spliced from 30 exons. NCBI's taxonomy places the organism in Eukaryota, Metazoa, Chordata, Actinopteri, Cypriniformes, Cyprinidae. The coding region runs from base 78 to 3881 and encodes 1267 amino acids.
GCACACACGUUUCCCAGCAGCUCAUUUCAAAUGGUGAAUGUGUGGAGGCGCGCGGUCGGGCAGAAACACGCACAAGCAUGACGGCCAAGAGAACCGCUUUCCAGCCGCUCACCAGCUCCCGCAUCCCGGCGGAGAGGAAGGGAGCGGCUGAGCGCCUUCAUAACCCCGAGCCUUGUGCCUCUUCCCCGCAGGAGCCGGAGAAACCAGCGGCGUCCUCCUCGGGGACUGUCGGGGGCUCCGGGCCGGUGCUGGACGAGUCAUCCGACAGCGAGGGAGAGCAGGAAGGGCCGCAGAAACUCAUCCGGAAAGUGUCAACCUCCGGGCAAAUACGGAGCAAGACGAGUGUGAAGGAAGGGCUGCUUCUGAAACAGACAAGCUCGUUCCAGCGUUGGAAAAAGCGUUAUUUCAAAUUGCGGGGACGGACGCUAUACUAUGCCAAGGAUGCCAAGUCUCUUAUUUUCGACGAGGUGGAUCUUUCAGAUGCCAGUGUUGCCGAAUCAAGCACAAAGAAUGUCAACAACAGUUUCACGGUAAUUACACCGUUCCGAAGGCUUAUCCUGUGCGCCGAGAACAGGAAAGAAAUGGAGGACUGGAUCAGCUCGCUGAAAUCGGUUCAGUCCAGAGAGCAUUACGAGACGGCACAGUUUAAUGUGGAACAUUUCUCAGGGAUGCACAACUGGUAUGCCUGCUCCCACGCUCGCCCUACCUUCUGUAACGUCUGUCGGGACAGCCUCUCGGGGGUCACUUCUCAUGGCCUCUCUUGUGAAGUGUGUAAAUUCAAGGCACACAAAAGAUGCGCAGUCAGGGCCACCAACAACUGCAAAUGGACAACGUUGGCCUCUAUCGGGAAAGACAUCAUUGAGGACGAGGAUGGGAUUGCAAUGCCACACCAGUGGCUGGAAGGCAACCUGCCUGUCAGUGCUAAGUGCGCAGUUUGCGACAAAACCUGUGGCAGCGUGUUGCGCUUGCAGGAUUGGCGUUGUUUGUGGUGCAAAGCCAUGGUGCACACGGCAUGCAUGGAUCUCUACCACCGCAAAUGCCCCCUCGGCCAGUGCAAAGUGUCCAUCAUCCCCCCUACCGCCCUCAACAGCAUCGACUCAGACGGUUUCUGGAAGGCCACCUGUCCCCCAUCAUGUGCAAGUCCACUCCUCGUGUUUGUCAACUCAAAAAGCGGAGACAACCAAGGGGUAAAAUUCCUGCGUCGCUUCAAACAGCUGCUCAAUCCCGCUCAGGUCUUUGACCUGGUCAAUGGUGGACCUCAUUUAGGCCUUCGCUUGUUCCAAAAGUUCGAUAACUUCCGAAUCCUUGUGUGCGGUGGAGAUGGAAGCGUUGGUUGGGUCCUGUCUGAAAUUGAUAAACUUAAUCUUCACAAACAGUGCCAGCUGGGUGUUCUGCCGCUGGGCACCGGGAAUGACCUGGCACGGGUGCUCGGCUGGGGGCCGUCCUGUGAUGAUGAUACUCAACUCCCUCAGACACUGGAGAAGCUGGAGAGAGCCAGCACCAAGAUGCUGGACAGGUGGAGUAUAAUGACGUAUGAGAUUAAAAUACCUCCCAAACACAGCUGCCCCACCACACCUGAGGAGACAGAGGACGGCCAGUUACAGAUAUCUGCUUACGAGGAUUCAGUGGCUGCUCAUCUCACGAAGAUCCUGAACUCAGAUCAGCACUCGGUGGUCAUAUCUUCAUCAAAGGUAUUGUGUGAGACGGUGAAAGAAUUUGUGGCCAAAGUUGGGAAGUGUUAUGAAAGAAGCAGUGAGAGUAUGGAGGAGGCUGAUGCGCUUGCUCUCAAAUGUGUGAUUCUGAACGAGAAGCUGGACUCCCUCCUGCAGACGCUGAAUUUAGAGGCGCAGGCCAUGACGCCCUCAGCCCUCACCACGCCACCCAUCGUGGAGGAGGAGGUGGAGGAGGAGGAGCUGGAGGAAGAGGAGGAUCUGAGUGAAGAGUCUAUAACGGAGCUGAAGGAGAAUGAGACUGAGAAAGGCUCUGCUCAUAAGCUCUUCAGACCCCGCGAGCAGCUCGUGCUGAGAGCCAACAGCCUGAAGAAAGCGCUCAGACAGAUCAUCGAGCAGGCAGAGAGAAUGGUGGAUGAGCAGAACGCUCACACGGACGAGCAGGAGUUGCAGUCUCCCUCUGACUUCAGGAAGGACAGCGAGGAGGAAAACCGAGACAGUGAGAAGGACGAGGACACUAAAGAACUGGAAGCUCUGCCCUUGGCUAAGUCACUGUGUUUGCCGCCAGAGAGGCGUUUGAGUCGCAGCACACAGUCCUGCGGCUCCUUCUCCAUCACUCCCUUCACCACAAGCAAGGAGAACCUGCCCGUCCUCAACACACGCAUCAUCUGUCCCGGUCUGCGGGCAGGUCUCGCUGCAUCUAUAGCUGGAAGCUCCAUAAUCAGUAAGAUGCUGCUUGCCAACAUUGAUCCAUUUGGAGCCACACCCUUCAUAGAUCCUGACCUGGACUCACUAGAGGGCUAUUUGGAGAAGUGUGUGAUGAACAACUACUUUGGCAUUGGAUUAGAUGCAAAGAUCUCACUGGAGUUCAACAACAAACGUGAAGAGCACCCGGAGAAAUGCAGAAGUCGCACUAAAAACAUGAUGUGGUAUGGCGUUCUGGGGACGAAAGAGCUUCUGCAGCGGACCUACAAGAACUUGGAGCAGAAAGUUCAGCUGGAGUGUGACGGCCAGUACAUCCCACUCCCCAGUCUCCAGGGGAUCGCUGUGCUGAACAUCCCCAGCUACGCCGGGGGAACCAACUUCUGGGGCGGCACCAAAGAGGAUGACAUAUUUUGUGCCCCUUCAUUUGAUGACAAAAUUUUGGAAGUGGUGGCUGUGUUUGGUAGUAUGCAGAUGGCUGUGUCCAGGGUGAUCAAACUGCAGCAUCACCGUAUUGCACAGUGUCGCACGGUGAAGAUCACCAUCCUGGGAGAUGAAGGAGUGCCGGUCCAGGUGGAUGGAGAAGCCUGGAUUCAACCUCCUGGAGUCAUCAAGAUUCAGCACAAGAACCGGGCCCAGAUGCUGACAAGAGACAGGAUCAUGUCUUUCAUAGAGGCUGAUGUCAGGGAUCUUGGGCUUAAAAAGGCAUUUGAAAACACGCUGAAGUCUUGGGAGGAUAAACUGAAAUACGACAAGCCUCCGCUGAGGCCGCAGCUGUAUCCUCAGCACUCUGUGGAUCUGGCCACAGAGGAGGAGGCCACAAUCAUCCAGAUGUGCGCUCGAGCCGCAGAGGAUCUCAUCACCAGGAUCUGCGAGGCUGCCAAAAACUACCAACUCCUCGAGCAGGAGCUGGCCCACGCCGUCAACGCUUCCUCACACGCCAUCAACAAAACACACCCCAAGUUCCCCGAGAGUCUGACAAGAAACACUGCCAUUGAGGUGGCCAGCACCGUGAAAGCCCUACACAAUGAGACCGAGUUGCUGCUAGUAGGACGAGUGCCAUUGCAACUGGACCCUCCUCAUGAAGAGCUGCUGUCCAGUGCCCUGCAGAGUGUUGAGGUUGAACUGGGCAAGCUGGCUGAGAUCGAAUGGCUGUACCACAUCUUACAGCCCAAUGACGAGGAGGAUAACUCGCUUGAGUACGGAAAAAGAAACAGUCGGAGUGGCAUGUUUCGCAUAGUGCCAAAGUUCAAGAAAGAGAAAGCCCCAAAGAAGUCCAGCCCACAGUCCGUUCAGAGGUGGGGCACUGAGGAGGUGGCCGUCUGGCUGGAGCAGCUCAGCUUGGGAGAAUACAAAGAGACCUUCAUCUGCCACGACAUCCGCGGCUCCGAGCUCCUGCACCUGGAAAGGAGAGACCUCAAGGAUCUGGGGAUCUCAAAGGUGGGUCAUAUGAAGAGAAUUCUCCAGGGAACUAAGGACUUGGCCAAGAGUUCGAUGGUGGACCUGUGAGAGAUCUCAACACACAUUCCGUUUGUGAGCGAAGAGGAGUGGGAAGUGCUUUGCUGUCGUGGAUCUCUGUAGGAAUAGCUUGUAGAAAAGCUAGGGAUGUUUGUUUUAGAGCAAGAGCUGGUGCCAAAAUCGACAAGGAUUGUGUCCGAAACUUUUAGCCCCAUAUAAAAGCCAUUCCUCACUUAUCGCAUCGACGGCACAAUCAGGUAUGCAAUUCUCAUCGUGCACGUGACCUCUGGCCUCUUUUACAGAUUCCAAAUCAAGUAGCAGAACAGGACUUCCAAACCGAGAGGAGAGGAGCACACGGCCUCUGAGAAGCUCACUGGCUCUGUGCCUUGCGGUAGAUGGCAACAAUAGGAGGGCGAUGUGAUGUGUCAGCAAUAUUCUGCUUUUGACAGCACUGUUUACAUUUUAAGGAGUUGGGAAAAAGACUGCUGGAGUAUCGCAAUCAUAGAAGUGCAGCGGUGCAGUCCAGGAAAUGUCAAAGGGGGUUUCCUUCGCCAGUGACAUACUGAUGCAUGGUCUGCUUGCUGUAUUUGGAUAGCUGUUUUACUGCAUGAUCGGUGUCUUGUUUUUUAUUGUACAAACUAACACUUGAACAAGUUUUAUAUGAAUUUAGUAUAAUGCCAUUUGUUACUACUGAAGCAUCCCUUUGGUCUAAGUAGACUGCUGAUUUAUUUCUAUUUAUCUAUCUGCAUGGAAACCUCGUGUCAAAGCAGUGUCAUGUGCCAUAUUUACUUUCAGAUGAGCUUUAUUGGUAAGAAAUAUUUUAAUCUUACAGUAGGACGUUAGGAAAGUCAGGGAAAUAAGUACCAAAGCGAAUGUCCCUUGGUUUUUAAAGCGAAAUGUUCUUUAAGACAUUUCCCCCUAAAAUAUUUGAAAUAUUCAUCAAAAAUGAUCAAAUCUGGAGUAGUUCAGAAAAACAUGAACACUGCGACUCUUUGUAGCUUAAAAAAAUUAUUAUACGUUAGUUGAAAUAGGACUUCUAUUGUUUUGAAUAAGAAAUUGCAGUUGACCUGCAACAUUACAUGGUUGAUAUUUACUGAGUUCAGGAACCCAGUGCAAGUUUGAUAGGAUCAUCUACAUUUGGUUGGUGGCAUUACAGGGUAUAAGAGAUUGUUUGUUAAUAUAUGCACUGUAUAUAUACGUUAAAAGGUCCAGUUAUGAGUAAAGCCUUUGUAUUAUAGAAUGCUUACAUGAUAUUAUCAGAUGACACAUUUAUUUGUGUAUAGAGCACCAUUGUGAAUUAUUGUUUAGUAAUCGCCUUUACACGUUAAGUGCUGUUGUACUCAAUGGAAGCAAUAUUGUAUUUAUUUUGAUACAGUUCUUCUCUAUGAAGCUUUAUAAUGUGAGGUUUUUCCAUGGAAAACUAAAAAGAUAAAGUUCACACACUCCUCUUUCUUCAGUUUUGGAUUAAGUUGGACUUUGGGUCAGAGGAAUCAUGCCAUGUUCUCUCCAAAAUUCAUAAAUCUUCCAUAAGCAAAUUGCUGAUUCUGUGUAACCGUGCUUCCAGGAUAAUUUGCUAGACGGCUGGAUGUUUCCCCACACCAACUAUAAAACUGUUGUGCCUCUAUUUUUUCUGUAAAAUGGAAAAUUUCGAGCUCGGAGCUACAUGUAGUUCUACAUAAGCCAACCUGGCCAUCAGUGCAUGUGGGACUCAUAACAGUGAAUUUUUGUUGAUGUUAUAUUAUAAUGUUUCU